Molecule: messenger RNA, 2541 nt
Organism: Ostrea edulis (European flat oyster)
Lineage: Eukaryota; Metazoa; Mollusca; Bivalvia; Ostreida; Ostreidae
Exons: 6
Coding region: 600-1808 (402 amino acids)
Molecular function (GO): scavenger receptor activity
Source: RefSeq, a predicted model, not a curated record
UUUUUAAUAUUUAGUUUCCUGUAAGCAUCGGCGCAUUUUUCAGCGCAAUUAUCUUAUAAAACUAAAAUGCGAUUGCGUAAUACUUUUUCCUUAAACGAGAUCGAGGCUGAUUAAAGCGAAACCAUCAUGGCCGCGUGGCCCAUUAAAUUUACAGCUGGAGGGAAACCACUUAAAAAACAUAAACUAACAGAUGAAGACAAGUUUAAAUUAGCUGCAAUAAUGUAGCCCUCUCUGAUUCUUUUUUCGUUUUUUUUGUUUUUGUUUUUUUUUUAGGGAGAGGGCUACAACUCCUUAGGAUCUCCGUUAUGGUGCAAAUGCGGGAGUGAUUCACUCCCGCAAUAUUUGCGCUCAUUCUAAACAUUUCCUGACUUUCUUUACGUAAAUAAAAUGAUAUUCUAUGUUUCUUAGUCAAUAUAUAAAUUUACAACCUGCAACUUAAGAUUAGUGAGGCUCUAUUCUUCCGUUUUCAACAAUUUCGAUAAAUUCCAAUUUCUCCAUUCAUAUUCGUGCGCCAUGUUUGAUGUACUGAAGUUUCAACUUCCGAUUGUCAAGUCAUUUGCAUAUGCCAUAUAAGGUAGUAUUUACAUCAAUGGACAAGUAUGGAGGCGAAAGCUAUUUCGUCGGUAUUGAAAAGAGACUGUAAGACAGAGCACCCCGUAAUGAAUAGAAUGGUCAGUAAAGGAAGUCAAACAGCUGCCAUGAUAGGCCAUGUUCUUCAUUUGUUUCUGUGUAAGAUUCCAAUUACUUCAGCAUGUGAUGGAUUGGAAGAAUCCACAUCUUUAGUUUGUUGUGCCGAUUAUCAUCUCAAAGAUGGCGCUUGUGUCGAUUGUCCAGUUGGAUACUUUGGACCAGACUGUAGGCACACUUGUGGAUAUCCUUGGUACGGGAGACGAUGCCUGAGCAAAUGUGACUGUCCUAAAGACUGGUGUAACCCAGCCUCCGGAUGCAAAGACCCAGUCACCUCUGGUCAGAGUAGUAGUCCAAGUCCAGCAUCUCAAUCCAGAGUACUGACAUCAAAUACAACGCUACCAACCACAACGACGGAAUCUUUUAUCAACUCCACUGUGAAAAUGAAGAAGCAACAAACUAAAAUGUACAAUGAUUGGAAUGACACCACCACCACAAAACAUUUAACGACAGGCACGGAAAUUGAAGCUAAAAUCGUGAAUGGUGCUCAGAUGACUGAUAAUGUGAAUAUUAUUGUCAUAUCCGGGAUCGGUAGUCUUGUAAUAUUGUUACUUAUUGUUGUCAUCGUUGUGCAGAUCAGAUGGAAAAGAAAGCAAAAGGUCACCAAACGAGAGAGUGUUGUACUGCAUGCCAGAGACCAUGUCGAUACUUACUGCGAAAUCGACGACAUCAUGGUUCCCUCAACACCAGAAGAUAACAGAAAGAGCAAUGCUGGAAAGUAUGAAUCAAUUAGCCAGUCAGUAAAGGAGAGGACAAAAUAUACGACUCUUCCAACCAAACACAAACACAUGGCUGACAGAAACAAUUAUGCUACCCCAGUAUCUCUCGCCAAAGAAACAACAGAGAGUGUCGAGAAAGUACAUCCCCAGUGCGUCAAUAUGGAGCAAGACAAUCUGGAAUCACAAGUGCUACUAAGAAAGGCCAGCACAAAUCGAAAUCUCAAUAUUUCGGUUAUGCCAGAUGCUCCUGCGGCGUCUAAAAUUACCAGCGGUUACAUUGACAUGAACAAAGGUGAAAAGCUAGAUGAAUAUGUAGCCAUGGAAGGUCAACCCCAAGUGUUGAAAAACUCCGGUCUCCAAAAAGGUGACAAUGCAUAUCUUAUGAAUGACACAUAUACUUGAAAAAAAAAGUGCAGGAUAUACUUUAGGUUUGCCAUUUUAUUGAUAUCGAUAUUAUUUUGUGUAAAGUCCAUUAUUCUGAGUUUAAAAUCAUGAUACUAAGAACAAAUUGUUUGAAAAUCUUUAAUUUUUCUCACAUUAUGUUUUUAUCCGCAUUGUAUCUUCAUUCUGUACUAAAUUCUGAGUGUAGUAGUCAUCUUCCAUUUCUGAUCAAUGAUAGUGUAUUUGAUGAGAAUCGACAAAAAUAGAUGAAAUUUGUACUGUGCAUCUGAUAGUAGAAAUAUUGAUAGGGUAAUGAUAAAAGUAACUUCUGUUUACUUGAGAAUGAAAUUAGAUAUUGAAUGACUAAUAUUCUCACCAUAGAAACUUUCAGAAAGGAUUUGUUGGUAACACCUGGAAUAAUAACUUUUAAAUUCAUACAUCAUACUUUCAUUGGAUCAAUGCUGUCUGACGUGUUUCAUACCGUUUGACACACUGAUUUUGACUAUGGAUAACACCGUUUACCUGAUAAAGACAAUAGAGCUCACGGCGGGUGUGGCUGCUCGACAGGGAAUGCUUGCUCCUCCUGGGCACCUGACCCCGCCUCUGGUGUGUCUGGGGGUCAGUGUUUGCCCAGCUCUUUAGUUUGUAUAUCUUGUGGGAAUUCAGACAUUGGUCACUGUUCGUUAUCUUUGCCGUUCGUUUAUCUGUUAUAUACAUGGUAUAAAUAUUCAUUUAAAUAAAAAUGUUCACAUUG